AUGGCUCCCCCGACAUCUUUGUUUUGUUUCCCCGGCUUAAUUUCGUUGAUUUUUCAUAAUGCUUUUGCUAUAGGAUCUGCUGUUGGCUUCAGGUUAGAUAGCCUCCUUAAACUCACGGAAACAAGGGCCCGGAACAACAAGAUGACUCUCAUGCAUUAUCUUUGCAAGGUGAUUGCUGAUAAACUACCAGAACUUCUUGAUUUUUCGAAAGAUCUUAUCAGCUUGGAACCUGCAUCAAAGAUACAACUCAAAUUUUUGGCGGAGGAAAUGCAAGCUAUUAGCAAAGGACUGGAAAAGGUUGUACAGGAAUUGUCCAUGUCCGAAAAUGAUGGACCUGUGUCCAUUAAUUUUCGAAAGGCUAAUUCUGGAAUUGAGCUGAUAUUUCUGGAAGGGCCAAGGCUGAGAUCUGCUGUUGGCUUCAGGUUAGAUAGCCUCCUUAAACUCACGGAAACAAGGGCCCGGAACAACAAGAUGACUCUCAUGCAUUAUCUUUGCAAGGUGAUUGCUGAUAAACUACCAGAACUUCUUGAUUUUUCGAAAGAUCUUAUCAGCUUGGAACCUGCAUCAAAGAUACAACUCAAAUUUUUGGCGGAGGAAAUGCAAGCUAUUAGCAAAGGACUGGAAAAGGUUGUACAGGAAUUGUCCAUGUCCGAAAAUGAUGGACCUGUGUCCAUUAAUUUUCGAAAGGUUUUGAAGGAGUUUCUUUCUUUUUCUGAAGGUGAAGUAAGGUCCUUGGCUUCACUUUACUCUGGGGUGGGUAGAAACGUGGAUGCAUUAAUUCUUUACUUUGGAGAAGAUCCAUCUCGUUGCCCAUUUGAGCAAGUUAUUUCUACUAUACUCAACUUUGUGAGAAUGUUCAAUAAAUCGCAUGAGGAAAAUUGCAAGCAGUUGGAGUUUGAAAGAAAGAAAGCGGAGAAGGAAGCAUCAAAUGAGAAGUUGAAGAUAAAUGCUUCACAGACUGACACUGGACACUUCAUGCAUUCUCCAAUAAAGAGUGUCAAAUAA
This is a messenger RNA of Ilex paraguariensis (yerba mate), 1005 nucleotides long. The record is from the annotation of a GenBank genome assembly. NCBI's taxonomy places the organism in Eukaryota, Viridiplantae, Streptophyta, Magnoliopsida, Aquifoliales, Aquifoliaceae.